CCCAGUUUUUUCUUCUUCAGACUCAUGGCGCCAACUGCAACACUUGAAUACAGCUCUGAUGCUCCUGAGCCACUGGCCUAUCCCCGCCUUUCGAAACAUCAUCUACUUUCCUCUCAAACUCCCGACUAUCUUCGUCUAAUUCUCACUUCAAAAGUCUACGAAAUCAUCAAGGAGACACCCCUUGUAUUUGCCCCCAAUCUCAGUGCCAAGUUGGGAAAUCAAAUAUGGUUGAAACGUGAAGAUCUGCAAGAGGUUUUUAGUUUCAAAAUCAGAGGGGCAUACAACUUUAUGGCUAGCCUUUCGGAGGAAGAGAGAUGGAAGGGUGUUAUCACUUGUAGUGCCGGAAAUCAUGCUCAAGGUGUCGCUCUUUCGGGCUCGCAUUUAGGUAUACCGUGCACGAUUGUGAUGCCCAGAGGGACUCCCUCGAUUAAAGUUCGAAAUGUCGCUCGACUGGGUGCAAAAACAAUCUUACAUGGUGUGGAUUUCGAUGAGGCCAAAGCGGAAUGCGCUCGCCUCGCAAAUCUUCACGGCAUUGCCUUUGUACCUCCAUAUGACGAUCCUUUCGUGAUCGCCGGCCAAGGAACUGUCGGGCUGGAGAUUCUCAAGCAAUUUCCUGAUGCCGAGAAUUUAGAUGGAAUAUUUGCCUCGAUAGGUGGAGGUGGUCUCAUAUCCGGAAUUGCGGAAUACGUCAAGAGGAUUGGCAGUCCGAAGACAAAGAUCAUCGGUGCUGAAACGGUAGAUGGGGAUGCUAUGCAUAAAAGCCUCGCGAAGGGAGAACGCAUAACAUUGCCGGAUGUUGGGCCAUUCGCAGACGGUACAGCUGUCAAGAUUGUGGGGAAGGAGUGUUUCAGGAUAUGUCAAGAAUUCCUUGAUGGAGUCACCUUGGUAGAUAACGACGAACUCUGUGCAGCUAUCAAGGAUAUCUUCGAAGAAACAAGGUCCAUUACGGAACCUGCGGGCGCACUUGCCCUCGCCGGUUUGAAACAUUUCAUCCUGGAAAACAAGCUUGUUGGUGCUCAAAAACGAUUCGUUGCGGUCGUUAGUGGCGCAAACAUGAAUUUUGAUCGACUCCGUUUUGUCGCAGAACGCGCAGAGCUGGGUGAAGGCCGAGAAGCCCUCAUCAGUGUUGAUAUACCCGAGAAACCUGGCAGGCAAGUCUCCAUCGUCCCCUUCAAACGUGGCAUAUUUGCAUCUUACGGGACAUCUAGCUUUACAGCCUUACAUUCAGUCAUCCACCCUCGCCCGGUUACAGAGUUCAUCUACCGAUAUAAUGUUCAUUCGUCUCCAGCUCGCGCGCAUCUGCUUUUUUCCUUCAAGCUAGAGACGACUGAUAGAAAUACAGAAAUUAAGACACUUCUCAAAGCGCUAGAAGACAAUGAUAUGAAAGGUUUUGAUAUCAGCGACAACGAAAUGGCAAAGAGUCAUGCGAGGUACAUGGUGGGUGGAUCACAAUUCGUCCCCAAUGAGAGAGUUUUCCGGUUCGAAUUCCCUGAGAGGCCGAACGCUCUGCGAAACUUUUUGAUCGGCCUCAAAACUGACUGGAAUAUCAGUCUUUUCCACUACCGGAACCAUGGUGCCGAUCUUGGAAAGGUUCUGGCUGGCAUCCAGGUGCCUCCAUCCGAGUACCAUAUAUUCGACGAAUUUCUACGGAAACUCAACUACACCUACGUAGAAGAAACUGGCAAUCCCGUUUACAAGCGCUUCCUUCACGGGCCAGGCCAGUGAACAUUGAUAGAUCUCAAUAUAGAAAGUGUAUUAACUAGAAUCCACCAAUGUUUGUAGUAUAAUUUGGAGCAACACAAUUCAAUUAGAGAUGCAA
Molecule: messenger RNA, 1819 nt
Organism: Marasmius oreades (fairy-ring Marasmius)
Lineage: Eukaryota; Fungi; Basidiomycota; Agaricomycetes; Agaricales; Marasmiaceae
Exons: 5
Coding region: 25-1725 (566 amino acids)
Biological process (GO): L-threonine catabolic process
Molecular function (GO): pyridoxal phosphate binding; threonine deaminase activity
Source: RefSeq, a predicted model, not a curated record